UUUCAUUUUGUCCUGAUGGCUCGAAGUCUCUUUUUGCCUUUGAGAGGACUUUCCUGCUUAAUUUUCUUUCUGAAUAUUCCUAACUCAUCAUUUCAAGUCACAGAUGUGAAUGAAUGCCUGGAUACCCAGGCCUGCCCUUCGAAAGCCACCUGCACUGACACUGUGGAAAGCUACUUCUGCACCUGUAAAUCUGGAUAUGAAUCAAGCAACGGGAAGAUACGUUUUAAUGGUCCCAGAGUGACGUGCGAAGAUAAGAAUGAAUGCCUGAACCCCGCACUGUGUUCACCGACAGCCAGGUGUAAGAACACCCGGGGAAGCUACUUAUGUGUCUGCGAUCCUGGGUUUGAGACGGCUGAUGGGAGAACUGAAUUUACUGGCUCCGGGGGAACUUGCAUAAGAAUCAACCCUAGGUCCUCGGUCCCAACCCAAGUUACAUUUACGGAAGCCUAUAGACAACAGAAUACCACCAAGGACCCAAAUGACAAGAGGAUGAGCUCUGUUACCAUGGUGACAGAAGGAGUACCAGAAGAUGACAAUGUCACACUUGUGUUACAGGAAAUAGCCGAUUCUUUUGGCAACUUCAGCAACAUCACCAGCAAGCCAUCUCAGGAACACAAGGAAGAAACUGCCCGUUUUGCGACACAGUAUCUUCACACGGUGCAGUCGGCAGCCUAUGAAGCUGCCCUCAAUCGGCCCACAGAAGGAACGCUGAGGAGAGAGUCACAAUUUAUGGUUAUUGAAGCGCUGACCAUCAAGAAUGGCUGCAAAACAGAAAAUGAGAUAGUUAAAUUACAGAUUGAAAAGGAGACAAUGGACAUCGACUGCACUGUUGUCACUGGAGGAGGAACUGGAGGUGCUGUGGUCUUUAUCUCUUACAAGUCUUUUGGGUCCAUCUUAGAUGGCUCCUUUGUGUCUAAGGAAAACCUAACUCUCGAUGAAAAGCUGGACCACUUUCAACUGAAUUCCAAGGUGAUAAGUGGUACCACAGGAUGCAAGAAGAAUUGUUCCCUGGCCAAGCCCGUGAACUUCACGUUUCACCACAUACAGAUGAUAGGGGAAAACGAAAAGUCUCUUUGCGUCUUCUGGGAUGAGCCGGUCUGGUCUAAUGAAGGGUGCCAUGUGAUCUUUUACAACGGAACUCAAACUGUGUGCAGUUGCAGCCAUCUGUCCACCUUUGCCAUCCUCAUGGCCUCGGUCGAGCUGAAGGAGGACCCCGUGCUGACCAUGAUCACCCACGUGGGGCUGAGCCUGUCCCUGCUCUGCCUCCUCCUGGCAGCCCUCACCUUCCUCCUGUGCCGACCCAUCCAGAACACGAGCACCUCCCUCCACCUGCAGCUCUCCAUCUGCCUCUUCCUGGCCCACCUCCUCUUCCUCACAGGCAUCACACGGACAGAGCCCGAGGUGCUGUGCAAGGUCAUCGCAGGUGUCCUGCAUUACCUCUACCUGGCCGCCUUCACCUGGAUGUUCCUGGAAGGGCUGCACCUCUUCCUCACUGUCAGGAACCUCAAGGUGGCCAACUACACCAGCGCAGGCAGAUUCAAGAAGAGGUUCAUGUACCCUGUAGGCUACGGGGUCCCGGCGGUGAUUGUGGCUGUGUCAGCCGCGAUCAACCCCCAAGGAUACGGCACCGCUAAGCAUUGCUGGCUCAACAUAGAGAAAGGAUUUAUCUUGAGUUUCUUAGGACCCAUAUCAGCAGUCAUCUUGAUAAACUUAAUCUUUUACUCGAUAACCCUGUGGAUUUUGAGAGACCGACUUUCUUCCCUCAAUAAAGAUGUGUCCAAGAUCCAAAACACAAGGAUGCUGACGUUUAAAGCCAUCGCUCAGCUCUUCCUCUUGGGCUGUUCCUGGUGCCUUGGCUUCUUUCUCGCUGAGCUGAUAAAGGAACCCGUCAGAUCCAUCAUCGCCUAUGCUUUCACCAUCACCAAUGUCCUGCAGGGAGUCUACAUCUUCCUGGUCCACUGCCUCCUCAAUCAGCAGGUGAGAGAUGAAUACGUAAAGUGGGUUAGGAGGAUGAAUAAAAAGACAGAGUCUGACAGCUACAUCCUUUCCAGCUCUACCAGCCAAACCCACAUGGUCACAAAUCCUGGUGUAAUACACGUCUUGGAGCAGCAGCCAUUCAUCUUGGGGGCUCAUCUGGGAUCUUCAAGACAAGCUGUCAAGGCACCAAGAAUUGACUCACGGGUACACCACGCUGGAGUUAAAAAGUGGCAUACUGACCCCUCAGACUAAAUGAUGUCAUUUUUAUGUCUUUCUUCUCUAUGAUUUCACUUUUCCCUUCUCAGAUGGGCCCAAUAAUCUCUGUGGCUCUGCAUCUGCUGACUCCAAAAAUCCUGACUCCGCUGUUUGACUCUCAAGACAGUGCCUUCCUGUCCUGGGCUCAUUUCUAAGCCACAUUCCACAAUAGGUCUAAUUGCUGGGUUUGCAGAGUGCUCCCCUCCUCAUCGGUGGAAGGCUUCCCAUGGUGGGCAUCUCCACAUCAGGGAAAGGACUUUCUCCAAGUCUGCAACUCCCUUCGACAACAACAAUCAUAUGUGAUGCUUCUUCUUAAUCUGAUGACAUCUAACAAUCCUAAAAUGGACUAGUGUAACAUUUUGUGCCUUAACUAUGGACAUAAGGUGACUUCUAACUUUGCUGAUUGUUCUGUUUUUGCUGUUUGUUCCAUGCAUCUGUAACUGUGUAGUUGAAUUUGUUUCUAGCUGUAUGAAGGCUUUUAAGUUACAAACAGUUGGCCAAACUCCUGUGAGCGCCACAGCUUCCUCCAACUACUACCUGGGGCCUCUGGAUCAGAGACCCUCAAUAUGAGGAUGAGGAGAAUAUGUUGCCUCAUGAAUUUAGGGACAACACCCCUUAUCAGUGGAAGCAGUUAUAGGAUGAGAACUCCACCCCAUUCCCUAGGCGACAUACUUCUCCUAAAAGAAAAGGGGGAAAUGAGAGGGUAACAGACAGGAGGCCAGAGGUCCCCAGGCAGCAGGAGAAAAUAAAGUGCAAGUGACAGAUGGUUUUUUUCCCCCCCUUUCUGUUGACAAAACCAGUUCUGCCUAAAACUAACCAUUUUUUUCUUUUCUCAAACCUUGGGCUGAUAAUGGCUCACAAACCAGUGUUCAUACCAAUUGUUUUAUGGCUGGGGUAUGACACCUCAUGUCAUUCUAUCUCAAAAAUGCAUAUUGUGAGACAGGGGGCUGGUGAAACUCCCUCAGCCUUGAGGAGUCUCAUUUAUCUGAUUAACAGUUCACCAGCAGACAUAAAACACCUUGCUAAAAACUAG
Molecule: messenger RNA, 3265 nt
Organism: Odocoileus virginianus texanus
Lineage: Eukaryota; Metazoa; Chordata; Mammalia; Artiodactyla; Cervidae
Source: RefSeq, a predicted model, not a curated record